AUGAUCGCCAUCAUGGUCGCGGUGCUCAUGUGGCGCUUAUUCGGGGGCCUCUUCUUCGAGUCGUCCCCCGCCGGAGGUCCACGGGUGGGUGGCCCCUUGCGGCAGAAGAAGACUGAAGGAGGAAAGAGUGAAAGCCUGGAAUGGGCUGUUUGCGAGAUGCAAGGAUGGCGAGCUGCCAUGGAGGACGCCACUUGCGUCGUCGAGUCCCUGCCGGAACCGCUGGCAGAUCAGGCGCUCUUCGCGGUCUUCGAUGGCCAUGGCGGAUCACAAGUCUCGCACAUCGCUUCAAAGGAGUUUCCCAAGGUGCUUCAAGUGUGUGCCAACAAGUUACAAGACGGCGACAGCACAGAAGCUGAAAAGGAGGAGCCCAACACCGAGCUUUUGCCAGGAGAACUCUCGCCAUGCACCCCUGGCAGCUCUAGCAGUUCCAAACCCAAAGCAGAGGAUGGAAAGGAAGAUGACAAGUCUACCAACGGUGUUGAGGCCGACAUUGCGUUGAAAGCCGCGGGUGGCCUUUGCGGCAAGGCCGAACGAGCGGAGCCACCAGUGAUCACCAGUGACAUCGAAGCGGGGCAGUGA
Messenger RNA from Durusdinium trenchii, 579 nucleotides. The record is from the annotation of a GenBank genome assembly. Lineage: Eukaryota; Dinophyceae; Suessiales; Symbiodiniaceae.